AUGAUCAAAUCUGAAGUGCUGAAUGGUUCUGUUUCCACAGGAAAUGGAAAUUCAAAUCAUAAUCUUAGUCCAGCUCAAGUUCAAGAAGCAAAACAAAACCAAUUACGACAACUUCAAUUACAACAACAACAACAACACCAACAACAGUUGAAGCAUAGAGCGGCUCUCCAAAAUCACCAUUUUACCUCCACUACCGAAGAAAUCCUAAGAAAAUAUUCUAAAUACCCAGCCUCAUUGAGUUUGCAUAUAUUCGAGACACAUUAUCGUUUUAAUAAUUCCCAGGAUUCCCAAAUCAUUCCGAAGAAUUCUCCAAUGAUGAAAGAUUUCAUGCAACAUGUGUUGAAAGAAGAAAUCCCAAUUGAAAUGUGUGAGUUGAUCAAAGACUUUGCGAUCAGGCCGUAUGACGGGUGUAUAAUUUUGCAGGUCUACGAUCACAGGAAUAUGGUGAAGACUGCGGCGUUGCCAAAUAGAGCUGCAGUAUCGCCAACCAAAGAUCAAGAAAACAAGCAGCCAACCAUUGUUUUGAAACCUAGAUCAUAUAGAACAUUAUUAAAGCCAACCCCGCUUUCGAUUUAUUAUGAUUUGCUUUACCACACUGAUUCUGCGCUUCAUAGAUUUACGGAUUAUUUGUCCCUCCAGAUGGAAUCAGAAAUCUUGACUGUUACCAACAGGAAGUUAAACUUGGAUGUUCCGUUGAAUCCAUAUAAUUACGAGCAUUUGAAACCUGAAACUGAAUCACAUGUGAAAGAUGGAAUUCAAGAUGAUGAAGAAACUACCGAAUUUGUACACAGACAUGCUGUCCAACACACGCCUCGUAAGAUUCACCAGGACGAAAUGGUCUUGCACAAGUCUUCUGAAUACGAAGAAAUUAUGUUACUUUUGUCUAAUAAGAGCAGACGUCCAGAUGAAUCACAAGAUAAAAAAUUGGUUGUUGUCAAUUCUUCAACUCUACCAACUACGUCCACGCCCACUGCUGCGCAAUCAACUAAACAAAAUGGUUCUGAGCCAACAGCUAAUGCUGAGACUAAAUCAAAGAAGGGUGAAAAGACUACUUCCACUGCUGCUAGUACUGCUGCGCCAACUCCUGCUCCUGCUCCUGCCCCAUCUAUUCCUCAGAAUCCAGUGAGAGCGACAGGGCAAUUUAUGAGAUUGAGGUUGAUUGAAGAGAUUAGAAAAAAGAGAGAAGCAGAGAAAAUUCAACAAGAAGCUAAGAUUCAAGCACAAGCUAAUGCUGUUCAAAACGAUUCAGUUCAACUGACACAACUGGCACCACCAUCAAGUGUUGCUAACUCGCCAUCAUUGCCUGAACAAAGUAAAAGACCUUCGCCUGUCACUCAGAAUCAGCCGCCUCCUAAGAAACCUAAGAAGGAAACCAAGAAGCAGCUUCAGGCCAAAGCUCAGGCUCAAGCUCAGGCUCAGGCUCAAGCUCAAGCUCAAGCACAGGCUCAGACACAGGCACAGGCACAAGCUCAAGCACCAGCUCAACCUCAAACUCAAACUCAGUCUCAUGCCCAAGCUCAGGUACCUACUCUGGCUCAGCCACAAGCACAAGCACUGAAUGAUGUUCCACUACGCACCCCAGUUCAACAGUCUCAACAACAGCAACAACAGUCAUAUCCGAACCAAGGUUUAAUGCAAAACUCGUCACAAUUCAAUGGUCAAGGUAUGCAAGCUGCAAGUGGAGGCUCUCCAUUGAUGAAUAACCAAAUUCCAUUUGCACAAUCUCCUCCAAUGCAGCAACAAUUGAAUGUGGGUACUCCUGGUCCUCUAGCAACUCCUCCGCAACAACAUGCUCAGCAACAGCCCCAGUCUCAAACUCAGCAACAGCAGCAACAACAGCAACAGUCACGACCACAACAAAAUCCUCAAUUGACUCUUCAACAGCAACAGCAGCAGGCCAUCUUCCAAAGCUCAUUAACGCCAGAUGAACAGAGAAUAUAUAAGCAAAUGCAACAGAAAAUGGCAACUUUGGCAAUGAUGGGUCAAUCUGGUGUUACGCCUACUGGUCAACAAUUGACUCCACAACAAAAGCAACAAGCUAUCCAGCAAGCUAAGAAUUUGCAGCAACAGUUAUUUCAAAGGUUCCCGCUUUAUUUCCAGAGAUUGAAGCAAUUACAAUUAAUUCACCACAAACGAAGACUACAACAGCAGCAGCAAGCUCAACAACAAGCACGACAACAAGCUGCUGGAAGUUUAGGUGGGUCUGGUUCUGCAAUGCCAAAUGGAAAUGUGCAACCAAAUACUGGUCAAGGCUCGUCACAAAUUGGUGGUGCUGCUGCUGCAAACAAUGAACCUAAAAAGAAAAGAACUUAUAAGAAAAAGAACAGUGUUUCUAAUGCAAAUAAUAAUGCUAAUGCUAAUGCUAAUGCAAAUGCAAAUGCAAAUGCAAAUACUAAUGCUAGCGCCAAUUGA
This is a messenger RNA of Candida tropicalis MYA-3404, 2412 nucleotides long. It is a transcript of the gene SPT20, whose product is annotated as Spt20p. Lineage: Eukaryota; Fungi; Ascomycota; Pichiomycetes; Serinales; Debaryomycetaceae. Bases 1 to 2412 code for a protein of 803 amino acids. The transcript has a single exon. The record is from RefSeq and is a predicted model, not a curated record.